Molecule: messenger RNA, 918 nt
Organism: Anopheles funestus (African malaria mosquito)
Lineage: Eukaryota; Metazoa; Arthropoda; Insecta; Diptera; Culicidae
Gene: mRpS2
Product: 28S ribosomal protein S2, mitochondrial
Exons: 3
Coding region: 112-834 (240 amino acids)
Biological process (GO): translation
Cellular component (GO): ribosome; mitochondrial small ribosomal subunit
Molecular function (GO): structural constituent of ribosome
Source: RefSeq, a predicted model, not a curated record
AAACAAUUCGAUCGAAAAGGAAGAUUCCCUGCGAGCCUUAUUGCAUUUGAUACACUACAUUGGUAGUGAAUAUCAGCGUUUUCGUCAGCGUUUAUAUAUCACGUAAUAAAAAUGCUUCUGCGUAGGGUGUUUGCUGCCGGUAUUCCACGAUCGUUGUCCACUGUUACAAUGCCUGAACAGUUGGUCACAUCGGAGAGAGUCUCCGACGUAUUAAACCAUCCGGACUAUUUUGAUGUUCAUAAGCUGUUCACUGUUGAGGAUCUGUUCAAAGCUCGAGUACAUCUAGGCCACAAGGAAGGUACGCUGAACAACAAUAUGAAAGGUUAUUUGUUCGGUAGCCGUUUGGGCCAUUGCAUUAUCGAUCUGGAUAAAACGGUGGAGCAUCUACGCACAGCCCUAAACGUCGCAGCCCACAUUGCGUAUCGGGAUGGAAUUAUUUUGUUCUUCAAUCGAAACGCUCUCAACGCACACAUGGUGGAACAAACGGCCAAUGACUGUGGCGAAUUUGCGCACACACGUUAUUGGCGGGGUGGUGUGUUUACCAAUGCGAAGGUUCAGUUUGGAGCUGUGACGCGAUUACCGGAUUUGUGCAUAUUUUUAAACACCAUGAACAACGUUCUCGAUAUGCACACGGCCGUGCGUGAUGCAGCCAAGAUGAAUAUUCCAACGAUCGGAAUCGUAGAUACGAAUUGUAAUCCAAAUCUGAUCACUUAUCCUGUACCCGGCAACGACGACACUCCGGCUGCGAUCGAGUUGUAUUGCAAACUGUUCAAAAAAGCCAUUCUCCUGGGAAAGGAGAAACGAAAGGCCCACGCCGCAAGCACAGCACAGUGAAGUAGCUUUUGGAAAACUUUUGUUACUAAACGAUUAAAUAGAUUAAAAGUUAGCCUUUAAAGAUAGAAAAAACGAGAUUUUAAA